CAAUCAGCUAAAGUGUCAAAGAAAGGAUGGACCUCAGUUUCCUGUUACACUUUUGUGUUUUAACCUUGAUUAACUUUCUGAACAACUGCAACUUCUUUAAUGCCCAGCAAACAUGGGUAAUAUAAAACUGUCACAACAUAUUCAAAUGCUAUAUCGAGAAACCAAAUAUUCCAUCAGCAUUACUUAUGGCAGAAUUACUUUUAAACAUGAACGCUAGGCGGCGACUUCUCACUUACAUUGAACCACCGAACAAGUGUGCACAUAAGUUUUAUCAGUAAGGGCCUGGCGUCCCGUCCUAGGUUCUUACCUCGCCCUCAGUGCUGCCUAGGCAGUCUCCCGACAUUAAAAAUGGCGAGGUGGAUAUAAACGUCCAUCACUCCAGCACCUUCCGAGGUGAAAGGAAACGUCUUUAAAGUUAAGUAAUGUGGGUCAAACAACUCCUUCAGUUUGUGCUUGCUGUUCAAUAUGCCCCCCGUUAACGUCUAAGUUUAUUUUUAUGUAUCAUGUUAUUCUUCGUCUUUGCAUUUUUUAAAAUUAAAUAUACCAGCUUUGAACACAAAAUGUAUUUUACUGUGGUAUUCAAUCACACCUCAGCCUUAACUGCACUAAACCAAACCGAACCGACUCUAGAGCCGGGUGCAUCGAACAUUUAUUCUGAAAUAUAAAGAAUUAAACAAGUGACAAGUGGAGCUCAGUUUAGCUGUAUAACAGAUAUUCAUUCACCUUUUCCACGCUGCUAAUAUCAGUAACCUGAGCGCUGUGCAUGUUAUCAAAUUUCUUUAUUUCACUUCUGCUGAUGUUGCUCAGUAGCGCUUUACGAAUAUCACCUCGCCUCUGUGCACCUUUAAGAGAAGGAGGAGAAAGACAGACGCCCGCGCUUGCGCAGUUGGCAAACACCGGUAACAACUUUUUUUUUUUUUAGGAAGCGUUUAAACACACGAGUCGCGAACAUUUCUCUAAGUGAAAUAAAUCAAUUAAUUUGAACGUCCGUUCACGGUUUUAGAUGCCAGGUAAGCCACGGCGCAUUACUUUUAACAUUACCACGGACAUUUAAAUACUUUCGAUCGAUCGAUGGUGGAGCGUUCUCGUUCAAGCUAGCCUCCAUUCGGCUCGCUUCGGCGAGAUGGAAAUCCACGAACAAACGCGCCUUGUUCUGGAGGCAUUCCUGCAGCGGUCUCUUGCGGUAGACUCUUCAGAGAGGCCGGGGCAUAUUGGCCGCGCAUACCGAGACCCUAACAAAUUCAGUGCUUCCCCUAAACAUAAGGUAUAUUCUGGGGCAGAGUCAAAAAAGAAUGAAGGAGGAAGAGAAUCUCUUCAUAGACAGUUAAAACAUGAUAUGAUAUCAAAUGGGAGCUGGGACUCUAUUCAUGAGGAGAUAAACCGGGUUGAGGAGAUGAAGCAUGGUUUUAAGACCAGUAUUAAGAAGCGAAUAAAGAAGAAGAAUUCCAAUAAGAUUAAGGAGCGAUAUGAUGAUUCCAGUUCAAUACCUAGCCCCCUGCUGGCUUGUGUGAGGGCAGAGGCAGAUGAUGAGGAUGAUGAAGAAGUAAAGAAAGAAAAGAAGUUACCAAAGAAGCCCUCUUUCCUGAAAAUCUUUAAGAAGUCAAAGCGGGGGAAAAAUGAUCCUUCAACCCCACCUUCAUCACCUAUCUACUCGGAAGUGGCUGUCACUCUGGAGAACAUUGCCAGAAAGGUCAGACCUCAAAAGCCUGCUAAGUCUACUUCUAAACCAGGAAAUGAAAAGGAAGCCAUGAUCCAGAAGCUGGUGGAACUUUUGUCUGUACAAGGAGAUGCAAUUAACAAAAAGAUUGAAUCCGAUCCCGCCCUGAAGAGAGGCAUUACAAGAAUGUCAUAUGCAUCAUUUGCCAAUCUUGUUGAUUCUUUUGCCAGUCAGGCUAAUGCUGAUUCUACACUUCCUGUACCUCAGAGUCCAACAUUGUCUCGUAUUGCCCUAACAAUGGAUGUCACAAGGCGCGUUUCCAUGAUCAGUGGAACACAGAGACUUAUGGGAUAUACAGAAAAAUAUAUGGAAACCUAUGCACCAUGGAUCCAGAAGCAUGGUGGAUGGGAGGGAAUUGCUCAACUUGGGGACUUUACGGAGGUUCAGAUUGACUGAGAAUUGCUGCCAUAUAGAAAUUCUGACACUGGAGAUCUUUGAAACUGACUGUCGUAAUUAUUUGCUGUUGCUGUGUGUUAAAUAUAUUGUGAACCUUACUGGUGCUUGGAUGCCCCUCAUAAAAUUAGGUUUGUUCAGUUACUUUUUAAAAUGUGGAUAGUUGCUAAAAAGCAAUGAAAUAUGUCUACUGUUACUCUUAAGUCAAUGCUACAAAACAUUUACCACUACAAUAUCAUCCUCAUUGACUUUGAUCAAAAGUGUCAAGACAAAUUUUGUUUUCUGACAUACCUAACAGUAACCAGUGGAUCCAUUGAAGAAGCACAUUAACACUUUAUAUGUAGCUACAUUUUUAUUUUUUAACUAAAGCAGGGUUAGGCACAUUGCCAUUAGUUUGUGAAAAAUGGCAAAAGUGCCUGUGCUCUUGAUCAGUAAAUGUUCUCUGUAGAGUUGACACUUUAAAACUGCUGUUAACACUGUUCCUGGUGAGGGAAGACUGUUUGUUUAUUUGUUUGUUUUACUAUGUACUGUAAAAUUUUGUGCAGAGUAAUUGUCAUAAUAGACCAAAUCAGAAGAUUGACAACUUUUUGCAUAAAUAUUUAUACUAGAAUCAUCACUGCUGUUGUAACUACUACAUAUAACUGUGGGAAUAUGAGACCAAGUUAGGUGCUAAUUUUUAUAAUCAUUAUUUAAAAAGAAUAAGUUUUACUGAUUAACCAACAUCAAAUAACAACUUUAAUUAUUAAAUUACUGCUAGCCUUUGGCUUGCUUUAAUUCAUAACACAAUUGUCCCAAUCAAAUUAAUUUUAUUUGGCUUUACUUUUAUUGAUUACAUUUAAUUCCUCGUGAUGCCAACAAAAUACAGAUGUGUAUUAAGUAGAUUUUCCUUUGAAUUUGUAGUAAGAGAUAUUUUUAUCAUCAGUAAAAAUUAGUUUAUUUUCAGCGUUUUUACAUUCCUUUCAAGACAAACUGAUUCAUGCUUAGCGCUCACCUUUUUAAUCCAUUUUCUUGGAAAAGGUGUCACGUCUGUCUAAAUCCAUCCAUCUGUCAAAAUAUUUUAUGACCAAAUGAAAUACUUUUGAUCAUUUUUUUUUUUUGUGGUAUUAAACACUGAGAAUUUUUCGGCUUUGCACUUCAUGGAUUUCAGAAAAUUUAAAGAGCACAAUGCUUUACAACCUGUAGACGGCAUGAGGUAAGGUCACUCAAUCAGCGAUAGACUGGCUUCUGGCCUAGGAGUGUGCUCAGUUUACAGUCCUAAAUUAAUGCUAACAUAUGCAAAUUAUUUCUAGUCUGACAAGUUCCACCAAAUGGACAGCAGGCAGUCUGUAUAGUAAUGUACAUAUAAAACCAAAAGAGUAAAAUUGUCUUAAUAUGAUUUUAAUGUUGGUUUCCAGUGCACUCCUUUGUAUAGAAACCCAUAUUAAUUUUUGUUCUAGUUGUGAAUAUUUACUGUCUGCUAUUAUCUGGUGCAACACCCCUGGUACUAUCUGCCAGCUUCAUAUCCUUUGAUUUUCUUUUGAAAUAGAACUUUCACUUUUAACAUACGUUUAUUUAUGCUUCCUAAACUGAUGCAUCUGUAUUUUUGAUGUUUCAAACUGAUAUUUUUCAAGAAAGUAUUUUGGCACUUCCUCUAUGGGUGGAUAUAAUUGGCUUCAAUUCUUAUUUUACUUGUACUGACUGCACUGUGAAGCUGUGAUCCCCCAAAUAUAAUAUAUACAGUAUCCAUCUUUGAAUCCCUCAGCAUUAAUUCUCUUUGACAUCAUCACAGGGUGUAUUUUACAUAUGUUUGUAAAUGUGGGAUAAGUUGAGUAACCCAGUUAAGGCAGAAAUCUGGUUUCUUAAAAACCUGUUCACAUGCGCUUAUUUAGUUCUCCUUUGGCAAAACACUCUGAUGUCAUAAAACUGCACAACAAAAAGAUUAUACAUCAUCAAAGGCCACCUUCAACCCAAAAACAAUGGAGUCUGUAUCUAUGAAAAAUGUGCUGCAGCACUUUGCAGUGCACACUCAGCCCAUCAACAUAAAUUUAGUGAUUUCUGAAAUAUUUAGAAAGAUAUUGAGGCAAAGAAAUAAUGUAAUCAACUGAGCAGCUGCCUCAGGAAAUUUUAUCUUUGUGAAUGCUUCAACUGUUUGUUGUUUCUUUUGUUUGUUUUAAUUUUUAUUUACCUGAUGCUGCUAGAAGCAUGAGUGAGGCAAAGACAUGUGUGGGCUAACAGAAUUCGGCAAACAUGCACAGGCCGCAAAAUCCUUAAGUGUAACCUGGUUAAGGGUUUACAUGGCCGCGUAACCAACUGGGUUACCUGCUAAGAAAUCUGUGCAUGUUAACCUGCUUUCUCUAACUGGAAUAAGAAUACACAUGGCAUUUUUGAAACCGGGCUUCAGUGAAUAAUUAGGUUACUGCACUCAGUCUCAGUGAACGAUAGCACUGGAUUUAUUAAAAAAAAAUGUUCCUGGUGAACAAUUUGUUCUUUAAGUUUGUCUAUUCAUUUUUAAAUUUCAUUUACUGAAGUAGUUCAUUUGUGUAAAUAUAAUUGCUGAAGAUUUUACCCACCACUUUUAGUAGUUAAUAUUUAUGUCUAUUCUUUUUUUAACUUGGUUAUUCAGUGCAGAGCCUCAGGAAGCCAGUUACCUACCUUGGUAGUAUGUGGUGCAAGACAGAACCAGUCCUGGGUGGGGUGCCAGUCUAUCACAGUGCCAGCUUGUGCACAGAACCAUUUAGCACGCUAACACUUGUGUCUUUGGGAUGUGGGAGGAAGAGAAAAUGAGCCACCUUCAUAUACUGUAGUCAGUAGGAAUUUGGGAGCCACUGUCCUUGCUUGAACAGCAACUAUUAAAAAGUACACUUUGAGGUCCAAGGCCAUGCAAUACACUAAAUCUUGCCCCGUGGUAAGAAUUGAGUAUAUUUGUCAUUGUAGCAUUUAAUGCACAAGUGCUUUUUGUUCUCUUUAUUUGCUCUCAUUCACUAUAUAAAGAAUAUUUUCUAAAUGUAUCCUGUUUUAAAUUAACUUGUAACAAAGUGUAGAGUUCAGUUACACCCGAAGUGCAAUUGAAGGCAACCCAUUUGAAGAAACUGGCAGCUAUUAGUCUCCCUUGACAAAGGAUUUAAGCACCUAUUUUGAAAGUGUAACUGUUACUCCACUACCUCUUAACCAAAUUCUGUCUUAAAAUGGAGGUCAUUGUCUAAACCUGGAAUGAUAAGGAAACCCCCUACUUCAAAAUAUACCUUGCAUGUCAAUCUGAAAAAAAUGCUACACCAGAACUUCGAGCUUUGCAGCAUUCCCACCAGGUCCUGUACACCAUGCCUUAAGGGGGUGCAAGUAUUUGUUCUUCUGAGAGUUCAGGUGUUUCAUUGUCUGUUUGUGUCCUUGUGUGCCUUUGGUCCACAUAAUGUAAAGCACAAUUUGGAAUACUUUGAGAUUGAGAUUUUUUUUUUCUUUCUUCAAAGCACAUUUGUGGGGAUUUGUCUUUCUUUCCUGUGACUGCUCGCUGUACAUAUUCCUGUUUGUCUGGUUCUGAAAUAAAUCUUAUUUUUAUAUGAAUGUG
Messenger RNA from Polypterus senegalus (gray bichir), 5651 nucleotides. It is a transcript of the gene bcl2l12, whose product is annotated as BCL2 like 12. Lineage: Eukaryota; Metazoa; Chordata; Cladistia; Polypteriformes; Polypteridae. Gene Ontology annotation, biological process: regulation of apoptotic process. The record is from RefSeq and is a predicted model, not a curated record. Bases 1124 to 2113 code for a protein of 329 amino acids. The transcript is spliced from 7 exons.